Penaeus monodon (black tiger shrimp) is the source of this 2845-nucleotide messenger RNA. RefSeq names its product bromodomain-containing protein 3-like. The record is from RefSeq and is a predicted model, not a curated record. Gene Ontology annotation, cellular component: nucleus; chromatin. Gene Ontology annotation, biological process: regulation of DNA-templated transcription; chromatin remodeling. NCBI's taxonomy places the organism in Eukaryota, Metazoa, Arthropoda, Malacostraca, Decapoda, Penaeidae.
ACGCCCAUGAAGGGGUACAGCCUCUGCACCACCAUGUCCUCCACUGUCGCCAAGUUAGGUGCCGCCGUGACUGACUUCUGUCUCCGAUCCAUGUUGAUCCUGAUCGAAGACCUUGUUCGGGACAUAACGAUGGAGGAGACAAAUGGUGGAGCAAUGCAGGUGGACUCUCCUCCCAAGGUGGGGGGAACAGUGGAGCCUCCCCCAAGAGAAGAGCCUAUUCUGGAUCCUGUGAAUGGCAUUGUUCAGCCUCCUUUCUCCCCGCCCCCUCAUAGACCUGGACGUAUCACAAAUCAACUUCAAUAUAUACAGAAACAAGUCAUGAAAACUGUUUGGAAACAUCAGUUUGCAUGGCCAUUCCAUCAGCCAGUUGAUGCUGUGAAGCUCAAUUUACCAGACUACCACAAAAUAAUUAAACAUCCUAUGGAUUUGGGCACGAUCAAAAAGCGGCUUGAAAAUAAAUAUUACUGGAGUGCCAAAGAGUGUAUACAGGACUUCAACACUAUGUUUACUAAUUGCUAUGUGUAUAAUAAGCCUGGUGAAGAUGUAGUGUUAAUGGCACAGACCUUAGAAAAAAUAUUUUUAACUAAAGUGGCAGCUAUGCCCAAGGAUGAAAUUGAGGUAGAAGAUGCGACAAACAAAGGUGGGAAGGGUCGAAAGGGCCGGACACCAGCAGUGCCUGGAGCCAAGCCACCUAGGCCUCCCGCUCCGGCAUCUGCCCCUUCUGUGACUGCUCCGGCUCCAGCCCCGGCAGUCACAGCACCACCUGCCAUGAGUGCUGUUAGCGUUGGGAACAUUACCGGCACUAGCUCACCAGCCCUCUCCAAUUCUCUCACCUCGCCACCCACAGCAACUACCAUGGGGUCAUCUCAGCUGCCACUGCCAAUCAGUGCCACCACUCCUGCAACUCAAACUACUGUGCUGGGCUCCACUGCUCAGCCCACCGUCCCAGCACCAGCACCCACUAACUCUUAUCCACCUGUGUCACUAGGAGGAUCAAUCCAAGGCUACCCCCCUCAUCCCACACCAGCCCCCAGUCAUCCUACCCCCACUACCAUAGAUGGUUGGAACCAGAAUGAUGCUCAGAAAGGUGUAAAGAGGAAAGCAGAUGCCAUGGCUCCAAUGAUUGGUAACUCAAACUUUGAAUCAUUUUCACCUGGGGAAAAGAUAGGCAAGAUAUCUUCUCGGAGAGAGUCAGGCAGACAGAUAAAGAAAGUCAACAAGGAUUUACCAGAUUCUCAGGUAACCUUGAUGGAAACUACUCAGCCACAGCACAGUACGAAACCAAAGGGAAAGGUUUCAGAGUCUUUUAAAAAUUGCAACGAAAUUCUCAAAGAACUAUUUUCAAAAAAACAUUCGGGAUAUGCGUGGCCCUUCUAUAAGCCAGUGGAUGCUGAUCUCUUAGGGUUGUCAGACUACCAUGAGAUCAUCAAACAUCCAAUGGAUUUAGGCUCGGUUAAGACUAAAAUGGAUAACAGAGAGUACAAGAAUGGUGCAGAGUUUGCUGGUGAUGUUAGAACAAUAUUUACAAAUUGCUACAAGUAUAAUCCCCCUGACCAUGAUGUAGUAGCCAUGGCAAGAAAGUUACAAGAUGUCUUUGAAAUGAGAUAUGCCAAAGUGCCAGAAGAUGAACCCUUCGAAAUUCAACCAGCAACAGAUUCCGAAGAGUCAAGGAAAUUAGUUCAGUUACAGGAGCAGCUACGGCAGGUGCAAGAACAGAUGAAGUUGCUGGUUGAAGAAUCUUUAAGAAGAGGGAAAGAAAAGAAGAAAAAGACCAAAAAGAAAAGUAAAGACCGUGAGAAGAUGUUGUCAGAGUUACCCAACGUUCCAAACACAGUUGCCCCCACUGUGAACCAAAAUGCCCCAACGGCAGCAGCUGUCACAACAGCGACAGCUGCUGUUCCUCCUGCAGCGCCCCCACCUGGCCCAGUUCCUCCUAAACCUAAGAAGAACAAAACUAGUAAUAAUAAGCAGAAGAGACAACGGUCCAAUCCUAGUAAAUCAAAGAAGAAGGCAGCAGGUGGUGCACCAGGCAUGGUGUUCGAUUCUGAGGAUGAGGACAAUGCCAAGCCCAUGUCUUAUGAUGAGAAGAGGCAACUUAGCUUAGAUAUUAAUAAACUACCUGGCGACAAGUUGGGGCGAGUGGUGCACAUAAUCCAGACGAGAGAACCUUCUCUGAGAGACUCGAAUCCAGAUGAGAUUGAAAUAGACUUUGAAACCUUAAAACCCUCUACCCUGAGAGAACUAGAAGCGUAUGUUGCAUCAUGUCUCAGGAAAAAACCAAGAAAGCCUUAUGCUCGACAAGAUAAGAAAAGUGUUGUGUCAAAAACAAAGGAGGAAUCUAUGGCUGAGAAAAAACAAGAACUUGAAAAGCGAUUACAAGAUGUAACUGGCCAAUUAGGUACUCCAGCUGCUAAGAAGACACCCAAAAAAGAAGAGAACAAGAGUAUGGAUGCAGUUGGUGGGGGCACAUCCCGCUUAACAGAAUCCAGCGAUUCCUCUGACUCGGAAGCAGAAAGUCGUAAAUCCAAGAAACCCAGGUUAGAAAACUCUUCUCAGUCCAAGGCGGAAGCAAAGGAGAGAGCCGCAAGUCCCACCAGCAACCGCAGUCCAACGUCGCGACAACAAACAUCCUGCAGAGUCUGUCCAGCCAGCCAUAAUGUCGGAAGACAUAAAGGUUGAUGAUGUGGAAAAGUCAGAGCUGAAAAAUAUUUUAAUUAGCAAUAGUGUUCCUAAAUCCCAGCCCCAGCAAAAUAAGCAGCAGCAAAUACAACAACAAAAACAAUACUUACAAGAACAACAAAAGCAGUUGCAAGAACAGAAGCAACUUUUAGAACAGCAAAAACUU